AAGUCCCAUCAUACUCAUCAGCCAUCUGGCAAAGAGAGGGAAAAUCUCUCUCCCUCUCUCUUUUGUUCUUCGUGUAAAUCCAUUUUGUUCUAAUCUCUCCGGCUACCUCGAUCUCGUAUUUCUCAAGAUUGAAGAGAGAGAGGGGGGAGGUUAAGAAUCAAAAAACACAAAAACGAAAAUGGUAGGCAAAGUCAUAGUAUCAUUAGUCUCUCUCAUCCUCGUAGUUGGCGUGGCUAUUGGUGUGGUGGUCGCGGUGAACAAAGGCCAUGGUGGGAGAGAUACCACGAGUGCAACCGCCCCAGUGGCAACCUCCUCCAAAGCUGUGACCAGCUUCUGCUCCACCACUAACUACCAGGACGCUUGCGUUAACAGCCUCGGCAAUGUGGCUAAGAACGAAAGCGCCACCCCUAUGGACUACAUCAUGGCGGCCGUUAAUGCCACCAUCGAAGAGGCUGCCAAGGCAUUCCAAGUGGCUCAGUCCGUAAAGGUUGAUGCUGCCAAGCACCCUAACCAAGCGCUAGCCGUGGACGAUUGCAAAGAGAUGUUGGAAUGGGCUGUUCAGGACCUCCAAGCCGCCUUCUCCAUGGUCGGCGAUAGCGAUAUGCACUCAUUGCAAGAUCGGGAAUUCGAAAUAUUGAAUUGGUUCACCGCCGUGGUUUCGUACCAGCAAUCAUGCCUUGAACAGCUCGAGGUCCCUGAGUACAAGUCUGCCAUCGAGAACGGUAUGGUCAACGCUACUCAACUCACUAGCAAUGCCAUCAACAUUGUUGCCAAGAUCUCAGACGUCCUUCAAGCCUUUGACAUCAACCUCGAUAUGUUCAAGCCCAACACCACCACCACCCCUACCAAAUCACGCCGACUUCUCGAAGUGACCGAGGUUGGACACGACGGGUACCCCACCUGGUUCCAGGCCGGCGAUCGCAAGCUUUUGGCCACCGGUGCAGUAACUCCUAAUGCCAUUGUCGCCAAAGACGGAAGCGGUCAGUACAACACUAUCAAGGACGCAGUGGCUGCAAUCCCAAAGAAGCGUCAAGGAAAAUGGAUCAUCUACAUUAAGGCCGGGAUCUACAAUGAGAUCGUCUUGGUACCUAAGAGUGCUGCCAACGUGUUCAUGUACGGAGAUGGACCAACCAAGACUAUUGUUACCGGCCGCAAAAACUGCGGCAUCGACGGAACCCCAACCAUGCAUACUGCCACAUUCGCUGUUCAAGGACCCGGGUUCAUUGCCAAGAGUAUCGGAUUCCAAAACACCGCGGGUACAAAAGGACACCAGGCCGUGGCGUUCAGAAGCCAGUCGGAUCAAUCGGUCUACAUCGACUGCAGGUUCGAAGGGUACCAAGACACGCUCUACUACCAAUCCAACCGGCAGUUCUACCGCAACUGCUACAUCAGCGGAACCAUCGACUUCAUCUUCGGCAAAGGCACGGCCGUGAUUCAAAACAGCGACAUCGUGGUGCGAAUGCCAGAACUAAACCAGCAGAACACCGUAACCGCAGACGGGAACAUAGAAGCAAACAGUAUCGCGGGAUUAGUCCUCCAGAACUGCAGGAUCAUAGCCGAGCCAGAACUGGUCCCAAAUAGGUUCACCAUCAAGUCCUACCUGGGGAGGCCGUGGGAGGCGUAUUCGCAGACCGCGGUGAUUCAGAGCGAGAUCGGGGAUUUGAUCCAGCCCGAAGGGUGGAUGAUAUGGGCGAACGCGAACAACCACGAAACCUCGGUUAUCGCAGAGUACGCAAACAGGGGACCUGGGGCCGUUACUGACAAGAGGGUGAAGUGGAAGAAGUACAGUAUCAUUACUAAUAGCAAUGAGGCUCUACGGUAUACUCCUGCGAUUCACCUUGAAGGAGGAAAGAAACCGAGUCAGUGGGUCCUUGCUACCGCGGGAUCCGUCGGUGUUUCUAUCGAUAUGGGACUUUCCCCAGCUUGAAGAGACGAUAGAGAGAGGAGAUCAGAGAUCAGAGAUGGAGUUUAAUUUUCUUUUUGUUUGUUUUUCGCAAAUGAGUGUUGUUGUUGUUGUAAUGGAGCCGGGGCCGGGGCCGGGGGUUUCACUGGCUUGUAUGAGCAAUCUCUCUGUAAAUGUCCCUUCUUUGCCUAAUUGAUGCAGUAACAUAUAGAAACACGGCAUUCUCGAUUUAA
This is a messenger RNA of Rhododendron vialii, 2136 nucleotides long. RefSeq names its product pectinesterase-like. The record is from RefSeq and is a predicted model, not a curated record. The transcript has 2 exons. Lineage: Eukaryota; Viridiplantae; Streptophyta; Magnoliopsida; Ericales; Ericaceae. Bases 179 to 1927 code for a protein of 582 amino acids. Gene Ontology annotation, molecular function: pectinesterase inhibitor activity; pectinesterase activity. Gene Ontology annotation, biological process: cell wall modification.